AUGCCUUCAGCACUAGCACAACUGAUUCCGGCCAUUCCACAGGAACCUGCUCCGACACCGAAGACUGUGUGUCGGGAUGCUGCAGCACAAGCGGAUAUUGUGGUUUUGGUCCAACCUUUUGCGGCUCAGGAAAUUGCACAAGCACUUGUGAUGCUGUCGCCCAGUGCGGUCUGUCCAGCCUAUGCUUCAAGUGAUAGCUACGACUGCCCUCUGAACGUGUGCUGCUCACAAUAUGGCUUUUGCGGCACGACCUCCGAAUUUUGUGGAACUGGGUGUAUAACAGGAUGUGAUGCAGUUGAGGAACCCUCAUGCUCAGGUUCCAGCAGCGACGCUCGGGUGAUCGGUUACUAUGAAAGCUGGUCCUAUGACCGCAAAUGUAACGCCUGGUCCCCAGAAGACAUCACUGUGGGCGUCUGGACUCACCUCAACUACGGGUUUGCCCUGAUUGGAUCCGAUUACCGCAUCUCCCAAAUGAAUUCCUUCGAUGAGGAGCUGUACCCUCGUUUCACCAACUUGAAGUCAUCUUCAACUGGGCUGCAAGUAUUCAUUUCUGUCGGUGGAUGGGAUGCUGGUGGUUCCAUCUGGUCCGAUAUGGUCAGCACGGAGGCAAACCGCGCGGCAUUCAUCGAUUCAGCGAUUUCAUUUAUGAAGACUUAUGGAUUCGACGGCAUUGACCUCGACUGGGAGUAUCCUGCUGCCAGUGACCGUGGAGGAGCUGCAGCUGACACUGAUAACUUUGUGACUUUCUUGAAAGAGCUGAAAGCCGCCUGCGGCAGUAAAUAUGGCAUUUCAGCCACUUUGCCAUCAUCAUACUGGUACAUGCAGGGCUUCGAUGUUGUGGGCAUGGAGCCGUAUGUCGACUGGUUCAACUUUAUGAGUUAUGAUAUCCACGGCACAUGGGAUGGAGCGAAUCCGUAUACGUCGGCCGUUGUGCAGCCACAUACUAACUUGACGGAAAUUACUGAGGGUCUGGACCUUCUCUGGCGGAACGAUAUCAGCCCCUCCAAGGUGGUUCUAGGAGAGGCUUUCUAUGGUCGCUCCUUCACGCUUUCGGAGACCUCGUGUACCGAGCCUGGCUGUCCAUUCAGUGGCGGUGGUACGGCGGGCAAAUGUACGGCGACUUCAGGCAUCCUCUCGAAUGCCGAGAUUCAGCAAAUCAUCUCGGACAACGACCUCACCCCCACGCUGCUGAAAGAGGCGGCGGUCAAAUACAUCACCUGGGAUAAAAACCAAUGGGUGUCGUAUGACGAUGAAGAGACCCUCGAAAUGAAGAGAAAAUACGCCAACGACAAAUGUCUGGGCGGCCGCAUGGUUUGGGCAGUGGAUCUAGACGAUGUCGACACAAAGGAAUCGGUAUCAGACCUUACGCUGUCAGGUCUUAGCUCCAUUGGCGAUGAUGUGACUAUCAACCGCGCGUAUGGGCUCUCGAAACUCGCUUCCACAACAACGCAGAACAGUGUCAAUCUCAUGGCAUACUGGUCUGACUGCGCGGCUGAGCCUCAAUGUGAGGCUGGUUAUACAUCUUGGACAUGGGGACACGGUCGGGUAUUCGAUAUAGAUACAGGAGUUUACAGCGGUAUGGGCUGCCACGGUGGUGGAACAGGGUACAAUCGCGCUUUUUGUGUCGAAUCUGAUGUCCAGCUCAAUAAUUGCUUCUGGGUUGGCACCCCCAAAGACUGCAAACAGCAAUGUCCCUCUGGCAUGACUUUACUCACCCAGAAUACACACAUAGCUGGGUUCAAAACCGGAUGCAAGAAUGGGCAUUUCUCCAGUUUCUGCUGUGAAUCCAUCACGUCCAACUCCCUCAUCAACUGUGGACAGACAAAUAUUGACAACCUUCUCACCGGCGGGCUGGGAAUCCAGCGCAAGUCCAGUGGAUACACACUUCCGGACUCUGUCAAAGAGGCUGCACAGCAGUGUUUUGAUGACGACACAGAGUCGCUGAGCAUGAUCCGUGCUGGAAAUUAUAUCAUGAACAACGUCCCGGGAUACUGGACUGGUGAUGGCAAAUUUUCGGCCGUGAAUAACAUAGUUUACUCCUCCGCCAGUCAGUCCAGCUGCACCACUACUGUCACUGUCGAGACAACCGUCACCAGCGUCACAGACACCCCAAAGACUGUGACCUGUGAUGCAGACAAUUUUGAUCAGCCUUGCCGUCACUACUGGUCUGUCAAUUCGCGACAAGGAUAUGACACAAUCGUGUGUCCAGUUAGCAAGAUGAGCGCCCGAAAGGCACCCGCGGCUUGGGACAGACAGCAUACAUCCUCCUGGAGAUGGUGGGUCCCUAAUCUUGCCAAUUCGCUGGGUACCAACAAAUGUGACCGCGAUGAGUGGCCACCAGCAGCAUUCAUGGAGCAAAGCGGCUCACCUUAUGUGCAAUGGAUCCGAUUUGUGCCUUCAUCGGCCAACCGCAAAGCAGGCCAGCUCUGGAGAGGAGUCUGUGGCAAACCAAAGAAGCAGACCAAGUGGGAAGGAGGCCCAAUCAGCGGUGGCACCUGCACAACAGUCAAAUCGGUCAUCUAUACAGUAAAUGCGAUGAGCAUGCACUUCAAGAACAUCUUUAGUGAUCCAGGUCUCAGUUCAAAUCCCUGUCUGCCUAUUAUCACUGAUGAUCCCGGAUUCGCUCUGUUCACGCAAGAUCAAUGGUAUGGAGAUAAUGUUUUGGCGGGUUACGAUUCGGCUGCAUAUAAAUACGAUCCUGUCUCUUCCUUGACUGCGGGACAGACUAUGCCUCGGGGCUGGUGGAGUGGAAUAGCGAAGCGCUCGGAUCCAGAAGAUGAGAAUAAGUGGGGAGAAUUGGAGACUGAGAUUUUCGAGGCUUUGGAGGAAGUUGCAGAAGACAGUUAUAUUCCCGUGCAGAAGAUGGAUUUUGACCCCGAGAAAGUCGUUGUCAACGAGGGUAACUCAAGUCGCUAUGCUACUCCUCAGGAGCUGUGGGAGGAAUUGGGUCUGCUCAAGUGUCGUUCGCACAAUUGCGAGACAGAAAGAGCCGCUGUUGGCCACUACGAUGCUGAGGAGAUCCAAAGUCAGAUGGCGAUUCCCACUGGCCAAGAUUUGUCGAUUCAGACCCCUUCACCAAGUGCCUCAAGAUUGAACCCUGCGUCUGGUCCGAGCAUCGCGCUGGGUCCCAGGGAAACCGGAAGAACAUAG
Messenger RNA from Penicillium nucicola, 3150 nucleotides. RefSeq lists its product as uncharacterized. The coding region runs from base 1 to 3150 and encodes 1049 amino acids. The record is from RefSeq and is a predicted model, not a curated record. Gene Ontology annotation, molecular function: chitin binding; hydrolase activity, hydrolyzing O-glycosyl compounds. NCBI's taxonomy places the organism in Eukaryota, Fungi, Ascomycota, Eurotiomycetes, Eurotiales, Aspergillaceae. The transcript has 7 exons. Gene Ontology annotation, biological process: carbohydrate metabolic process.